Molecule: messenger RNA, 2256 nt
Organism: Megalops cyprinoides (Indo-Pacific tarpon)
Lineage: Eukaryota; Metazoa; Chordata; Actinopteri; Elopiformes; Megalopidae
Product: mucin-5AC-like
Exons: 13
Coding region: 1-2256 (751 amino acids)
Source: RefSeq, a predicted model, not a curated record
AUGCCCUUCCUGUGGUCUACACAGGACAACCACCCAGACUCAAUCCCACCGAGGAUACGCACUGCCCUCAGAAAGCCUGCCUCCAGCCCGUCUGUCUCUGGGAUGUCCUCUGAAGUGUCCCUGUGUCUGGCAGCCCCAGCCUCCACACCCCUCAGGCCCUGUGUGACGCUGGAGACCGGCAAAGACAGGACUGUUGAGGCACCAGAGGUGUCGCCCAUCUGCACCCCCUCCUCUCUGCCCCCCACCUCCAUUGCACCUGUUGAUGAAGCAGGACCCUCUGAUGUCAGUGACAAGACCACCCCAUGUGGUGCAGCAGCUCCAGCCAGCACUGCCACCUUUACUUUUAAGAUACCAGAGGAGAAGCAGGAAGGCACCGCCACUCUCUCUACCUCCCUCAUCAUUGGGGACAAGGAGGCAGAGAAGACUUUUCCUGCACUUGAUAUCUCUCUCAGCACAGACGAUCCACACAACGACAAACCUGGAGACAAAACCCAUGAAGCCGAUACCCCUAAGGCAUCUUUCACCUUUGGGGCAAUCACCACAGAUGGCGAUAUGACUGAACCAACUUUUGAGUUCAACACAGGACCAUCAUUCACUUUUUCUAUGACCACUAUACCCAGCCAGUGUGGGACCAACAGCAUCAGCAGUUUUGCCCCUGUGCCAGCCUCUGUCCCCAGCACAACCGUCUGCGAAAACCUUUCUGGACACAGUGUCUCCACCAAGCCAGUGACAGCCAAGGAUUCUAUCUUGAAACUGUCACAUGCCAGCAACCUUCAGACCCUCAACCCUCAGAUCAGCACCACAGCCAGCUCCAAUGCUCAGAACUCCACAUCCGGCUCUGCAGGAACCUCAAAGUGCGAAGAAUCAACCUCUUCCUCCUCUAUAUCUGCUGAACCCAGGCCAGACUGUGGCCAUGGAGAGAAGCAGAUUGCUGAGGUGCUGGAAGUGUCACCCACCUGCACCCCCUCCUCUCUGCCCCCCACCUCCAUUGCACCUGUUGAUGAAGCAGGACCCUCUGAUGUCAGUGACAAGACCACCCCCUGUGGUGCAGCAGCUCCAGCCAGCACUGCCACCUCUACCUUUGAGAUACCAGAGAAGCAGGAAGCCACCACCACUCUCUCUACCUCCCUCAUCAGUGGGGACAAGAAGGCAGAGAAGACUUCUCCUGCACUUGAUAUCUCCCUCAGCACAGACGAUCCACACAACGACAAACCUGGAGACAAAACCCAUGAAGCCGAUACCCCUAAGGCAUCUUUUACCUUUGGGACAAUCACUGCAGAUCAAGAAGCAUCUAAGUCCACUUCUGAGGAUAAAACAGAACCAUCAUUCUCCUUUUCUAUGACCACUACACCCAGCCAGUGUGGGACCAACAGCAUCAGCAGUUUUGCCCCUGUGCCAGCCUCUGUCCCCAGCACAACCUUCGUCUGCGAAAACCUUUCUGGACACAGUGUCUCCACCAAGCCAGCAACAGCCAAGGAUUCUAUCUUGAAACUGCCACAUGCCAGCAACCUUCAGACCCUCAACCCUCAGAUCAGCACCACAGCCAGCUCCAAUGCUCAGAACUCCACAUCCAGCUCUGCAGCAACUCCAGCCAGCACUGCCACCUUUACUUUUGAGAUACCAGAGAAGCAGGAAGCCACCACCACUCUCUCUACCUCCCUCAUCAGUGGGGACAAGAAGGCAGAGAAGACUUUUCCUGCACUUGAUAUCUCCCUCAGCACAGCCGAUCCACACAACGACAAACCUGGAGACAAAACCCAUGAAGCUGAUACCCCUAAGGCAUCUUUUACCUUUGGGACAAUCACUGCAGGUGGAGAUAUUCCUAAACCAACUUUUGAGGUCAAGACAGGACCAUCGUUCUCCUUUUCUAUGACCACUACGCCCAGCCAGUUUGGGGCCAGCAGUAGCAGUUCUGCCCCUGUGCCAACCUCUAUCCCCAACACAACCAUUGUGAGUGACAACCCUUCUGGACAGACCAUCUCCACAAAGUUGAUGACAGCCAAGGAUUUCGAGUUCAAACUGCCACAGGACAAUCAAGGAACAUCUAAGUCCACUUCUGAGGUCCAGGGAAGACCAUCAUUCUCAUUUUCUAUGACCGUCACACCCAGGCAGUUUGGGAACAACAGCAGCAGUUCUGCCUCCGUGCCAGCCUCUGUCCCCAGCACAAGCUUUGUGUUUGGACAGAAUGCCUUCACCAAACCAAUGACAGCCAAUGAUUUUGAGUUUAAAUUGCCGCAGGACAGUAAGUGCCUAUAA